Molecule: messenger RNA, 654 nt
Organism: Anopheles darlingi
Lineage: Eukaryota; Metazoa; Arthropoda; Insecta; Diptera; Culicidae
Exons: 2
Coding region: 1-543 (180 amino acids)
Source: RefSeq, a predicted model, not a curated record
AUGUUCAGUUGGCAGUACGGUGUAAUCAUAGCCUUGGUAGCCGGUGCAGUGGAACAGGCAAUAGCUGUGUAUGGUCAGUAUGAACGGAUCGAGCAGGUGUCUGGUUUCGAUUACUUCAACUAUGAUCUUCGCGUCCGCAAGUACAAUCGCACUACGGCCACGCUCAACGGUACAAUACACAUAAAGCAACCAAUGGACGAUACGUACAGGUUUUCCACGGACGUGUUUCACAGUAGCCUCGGUAAUAAUCAGUACGAGCAUACGCCACUUCAUUUGCCCGAGUCCGGUUUCUGCCAGUUCAUGGACCUGCUGCAUAGAGAAUACCCGAACGCAAUUAAGGAUAUUGUGCACCUGACGGAACCUAACAAAUGCCCCAUUCCGGCAUGUGAAAUGCAUUUUCUGGACUUGGAGUUUCCAAACGAUGUCUUGCCAACAUCAAUUACUCGAGGAGUGUGGAAGUUAAUUCUCAAGGGAGCCCAUGAGGGCGAGACAAUGUUUCAUGCCGUUAUCGUUGUCCGUGUGUUUGAUAAUCUCUUUUUUUAGUAACAUGCUAUUUGGAGCGGUUGGAAAAUAUGUCGAACCGAUUUGGAAAUCGAUUUAUUCGUUGGCUUGCAUUCAAUUUUUAAGGUCGAAAAGGGAACUGCAAAAUAAACA